Molecule: messenger RNA, 657 nt
Organism: Pristis pectinata (smalltooth sawfish)
Lineage: Eukaryota; Metazoa; Chordata; Chondrichthyes; Rhinopristiformes; Pristidae
Product: tumor necrosis factor ligand superfamily member 14-like
Exons: 6
Coding region: 1-657 (218 amino acids)
Biological process (GO): immune response
Cellular component (GO): membrane
Molecular function (GO): tumor necrosis factor receptor binding
Source: RefSeq, a predicted model, not a curated record
AUGGCAGAGAACAGAGAACAGCCAAAGCAGCACAAGAGCAGCAAAGCCAUGGAAGAGAGCAUCACCGAAGGAGGGGCAGGAACGGAGUUGAGUGAAGUGCUGGUGAUGACCUUUGUGAUGGAAGCAGUGCUGGGUUGGAUGCUCAGCUUGUUGAAAAGGAUGUCAAGAUUUUUUAUCCUGGAGAUGGGGGACAGCUUUGCUUAUCCUUCAGUGUUUGUUGUGGACGGACGGUCAGACACUGUCCCUUUUGCUACCUCGAAUAAGAGGAAAAAACUGACUUUAACACACAAGUUCCUUGGGAUGCUGGUGCUGUUGGCUCUGGUUGGAGAUGGGCUUGGAGCCUUCUAUCUGUGGAAAUUGCGUUUUGAUGUUCAGGAAUUCAACUCCAUGUUUCUAACUGUUAAGAAUUCUUCCCUUAAUGCCAGAAGAAUCCAAGAUUUAAUCCUCCAAGAUUCAACCAGGCCUGCAGCUCAUGUUACUGGAUGUAAUUGUAGUGCUUCUAGGCAUGAUCGACUGCACUGGGAGUUCAACAGAGGAAAUGCUUUCUUGCGUGGAAUUGACUAUAAAGAAGGAGCUUUGGUGAUUAAAAAAUCUGGACAUUACUUCAUUUAUUCUAAGAUCCUUCUGGGAGAAAUAAGUUGUGCCUAUCGGGACUAA